Molecule: messenger RNA, 816 nt
Organism: Dichotomopilus funicola
Lineage: Eukaryota; Fungi; Ascomycota; Sordariomycetes; Sordariales; Chaetomiaceae
Product: INO80 complex, subunit Ies4
Exons: 2
Coding region: 1-816 (271 amino acids)
Biological process (GO): chromatin remodeling
Cellular component (GO): Ino80 complex
Source: RefSeq, a predicted model, not a curated record
AUGGCUCCUCCAAGCAAGAACGCUGCUGCGGCAAAGGACCGGCGUAAGUCGAGCAACACGGCUGCCCCGUCCAUCUCCAGUACCGACUCCUCCCCCAAGCCGACCAACAUCGUCACCCUCAAGGUGCAGCCCCUAAAGCUGCAGGCCAUCGUCGACCCGGAUUCCAUUAAGGAAGACACCUCGGCCAAGCAAUCGCCUGCACCCGCUGCUUUGCCCACGGCGCCGGCAUCCACCACAGAGAACGCAUCGGACUCGACUCCCAAUUCGCCCCCGGCCGCUGGUACACCAGCGGCGCAGUCAACAAUGGGCCCUCCGACUGAAGGCCCUAAGAAGAGGGGAGUCAAGAGGAGCGCGAAUACUGCCGCGAAUGGCAACGGCGAACCGAAGGUUCGAGGCAAGCCAGGGCCGAAGAAGAAGCAGAGGCUUGAGGAUGGAACUAUCGAAGGUGGCCGAGGCUCCCUUGCCGCCCACAAACUCGGACCUCGGGCCAACCAAGGUGCCAUCAAUGCCGGCCUUCGUGCGUUGGAUCGUUCCGGCAAGCCAUGCCGCAAGUGGAACAGGGGCGGCUUCACUCUCAAGACCUUUACGGGCGUAACAUGGGAGAUCCCCCGUUGGACCGCGCCGCCGAAGCCCCGGCCUGAGGAAUCGGCCGACGGGUCGACCCCGGCGUCGGAAGGCAGCAACAAGGAGAACAAGGACGUCAACAGCCAGAUCAAAAGCGAAGCGAGCAACAACGGGGGGGAUAUCGAGAUGCGAGGUACCCCAAGCUUUGCCGCUGACAAUUCGCCGGCGCCGGCCCCGAUCGCCGCUGCUUGA